Molecule: messenger RNA, 1051 nt
Organism: Diabrotica balteata
Lineage: Eukaryota; Metazoa; Arthropoda; Insecta; Coleoptera; Chrysomelidae
Source: the annotation of a GenBank genome assembly
CGCGAGAAGAAAAAAGAUAAGAAAAGUGAACAAACGGAAAUAGCGAAAGCGAUCGCUGAAAAAUUUUCCGGUUUUGAUUGAUAAGUGAAUUUUUAUGGCAAGUGCAGGGCUGAAAAGAACGGAUUCGGGCGGGUAUGAGGUAUUCCUGGAAUAUAAAAAACCGUCAAUCAUGAGUUGUGUGGAAUUUGUGGUCACUGUAGGAUCUAUUGUUCUACUUAUUUUUACACUACCGUUUUCGUUAUUUUGGUGUUUUAAGGUGGUCCAAGAAUAUGAACGAGCAGUUAUAUUUCGUCUAGGUAGAGUUCGAAGAGGAGGAGCAAGAGGACCAGGAAUUUUCUUUGUGUUGCCAUGUAUGGAUAGCUUUGCUACAGUAGAUCUAAGAACUAUUUCUUUUGAUGUACCACCACAAGAGGCUUUGACCAAGGACUCCGUGACAGUUACCGUGGAUGCAGUAGUGUAUUAUAGAAUACAAGAUCCUUUAAACGCUGUUGUAAAAGUUACUAAUUAUAGUAACUCUACAAGACUGCUUGCCAUGACUACGCUAAGAAACAUAUUGGGAACUAGAAAUCUAGCAGAAAUUCUUUCUGAUCGAGAAGCCAUCUCACAUGCCAUGCAGACUUCAUUGGAUGUUGCUACGGAUCCAUGGGGGGUUAAAGUCGAAAGAGUGGAAAUAAAAGACGUCAGUUUGCCUCAACAGCUGCAAAGGGCAAUGGCUGCCGAAGCAGAAGCUUCUAGAGAAGCUAGAGCAAAAGUCAUUGCUGCUGAAGGAGAAAUGAAGGCAUCUCGAGCAUUGAGAGAAGCUUCAGAUGUCAUCAAUGAGAGUCCAGUUGCUUUACAGUUGCGGUACCUGCAGACCCUCAACAAUAUAUCAGCGGAGAAGAAUUCGACAAUAGUAUUUCCCCUACCGAUUGAUCUCAUCAGCUAUUUCGUCGACGCCAAGAGCCAUAAAUAUUCAGGAAAUGAUAGAGCAAAACACACGAUUUAAAAUAUAGUUUAAAUGGUUUGUUGUAGUAUUUAUAAUGUUGUUUGUAAGUAAAUGUUUAGAAUGUAA